This is a messenger RNA of Daphnia magna, 1743 nucleotides long. Its product is annotated as zinc finger MYM-type protein 1-like. NCBI's taxonomy places the organism in Eukaryota, Metazoa, Arthropoda, Branchiopoda, Diplostraca, Daphniidae. The transcript has 3 exons. Bases 1 to 1743 code for a protein of 580 amino acids. The record is from RefSeq and is a predicted model, not a curated record.
AUGAGUGGGUUAAAUUUCAAUAAACGAAAAUCUAGUGCUGCUACUCCUAAGUUGACGACAUAUUUUAAACCAAGAGAGAUUGCUGCUAAUGCUGCGGCUAAAAAUGCUGGUGAAUGUGGUGAUGAAGACACGACGAAGUUAAAUGAGCCUGAGGGGAGAGAUUAUCGUGGUGAAUGUGCUUCUGAUUUGGAUUUGAGUGAAGAAGAAAUCACGUCGGUGCCGGAAGGUCAAAAAGAAAAAAAACCUAAAAGGUUUUCUACUGACCCGUCUUAUUGGGAUCGUCAUGACCACGAACUGGUCGCAUUUGUUAUUGAUACGUCAAACCCUAGAAAUUAUGAUCCUUCUAAAUUUUACUUUACAAGUUCCGAGAAGCGUGAACCGUUGGGAAAAGUGAGACGAGCCAACGUGGAUCUCUUCUACCGUAAGCUAGUAAACGGAGAGAAGAAACCACGUGAUUGGUUGGAGUUUUCAAAGCGAAAUGGAAGUCUGUACUGUGUGCCAUAUUUUUUCUUUGGUGAAGAACGCAAGUAUUCUAUGGCUGGAAAAGAAGGAUUUCGUGAUUGGAUGAACGCCAGCAAGGCCAUUAGUGAUCACGAACGGUCAUCGGACCAUAGUCAUGCCAUUUCUACCUUUUUCAACCGUUGCGAACCUCAAGACAAGAUUGAUGCUGACUUUAUCAGACAAGCGCGAAUUCAUCAAGAUUAUUGGAGGGAAUUCCUACACUGGUCAGUGGCUGUCAUAAAAUUUCUUUCUUCCUGUGGAAUGGCUUUUCCCGGAUCUAACCAGCAACUCGGAUCGGUUCACAACGGAAACUAUCUCAUUCUAUUCGAACUAUUGGCUCUACACGAUCCUUUUUUGGCAAAGCACUUGGCGACUUACGGCAAAAAGGACAAAGGUAACACCUCCUACCUCUCCGCCAACAUCUGCGAAGAGUUCAUUCAACUUCUUGCUAAAAAGGUGGAAGCUUAUAUAGUUGAGGAGUUGAAAGAAGCCAAGUACUAUUCAGUCAUCGUUGAUUCCACCCCGAAUGGGUCGCACACCGACCAACUGUGUUUUGUUCUGCGCUACGUGCUGCCGGAUGGAGCGCCAGUCGAACGUUUCCUCGGAUUCCUACCAAUGUAUGGCCACACCGCUCUACAAAUGUUAGACAUGGUGACGGAUAAGUUGAACAGGCACGAAAUUCCGAUAGAAAACCUCCGCGGGCAAUCGUACGAUAAUGCUAGCAACAUGACGGGCAUCUACAUUGGACUGCAAACUAGGAUUAAGGUCGUCAAUCCUCAGGCAGAGUAUGUGCCAUGCAGUGGUCAUUCUCUGAACCUCGCAGGAACCAGCGUGGCGGAAUCAUGUGCUACAGACGUUGACUUCUUCAGUUUUUUGCAACAACUCUUCAAUUUCUUGUCAGGAUCGACGCAUCGUUGGGCUGUUCUACUAGAUAUCCUACGAGCAACUGAUUCAACUCAAACUCCAAGAAACAGAGCGGAAGCCAAUGGACUUGUCGAAAAAUUCAACAAGCUCGAAACAGCCGUGCUGACAGUAAUUUUGGCCUCGGUAUUGGAACGCGUAAACAAAGUCAACAAGCAGCUGCAAUCCGUAGCAAUUGAUCUUGGCAUUGUAGUAGAGUUCUAUUCUUCGCUUGUUGCAUUUACUAAAGAGGUCCGAGACAACUAUAACAAUUACGAGAAACAGGCUGUGGAACUGUUUGGAAUGGAAAUGGGGUCAUUUGUCUACUGUCUACUCUGCUGA